AUGCUCGCCAAGCGGAAGCCCCGCCACACAUCCAUUCCCAUGGAGGAGGACACAGCUCCCCGAGAGAGCAUCGUCAACCACUGGAGCCAGCUCCUGUCCGUCGAGCUGAUGAAGCACAACGCGUUUCAAGUGGCGAGUCGUGCGCAGCUCGCGGCGGCCGCCAGAGGGCCACGGAGGGCCAGCGCGUUUCCGGAGGAUGUUAUGGUGUGCUUGUGA
Molecule: messenger RNA, 216 nt
Organism: Vitrella brassicaformis
Lineage: Eukaryota; Vitrellaceae
Source: the annotation of a GenBank genome assembly